Messenger RNA from Chironomus riparius, 1883 nucleotides. The record is from the annotation of a GenBank genome assembly. Lineage: Eukaryota; Metazoa; Arthropoda; Insecta; Diptera; Chironomidae.
CUUUGAAAUUUUACUUUACGAAUAAUUUUGUCAUUUUUUCAACCUUCCCUUUUGUAAAUACUCAAAAUUCAAGUUCUGUUCAAAUUUAAUAGAUAUCCAUAAUGUCCACAUUUUCCACAACAUACGAUGCUGAAAACAACCUUUGGUACGGACCAAAAGUCAGCCCGAUUUACAAUCCAGAUCAAAAUAUUGGUGCUCUCAUCCUGAAUAUCCUUCAUCAACGUGGAUCAAGCAUUGCUCAAAUAUCAGCAGACUCUGGAAUCGCAUUGACAUGUCAGCAACUUCAUAACAGGACCAUCGUCAUGGCUGAAUAUUUGAAGAAAUGCAAUCUUCAAGAAAAUGAUUAUGUUGGGCUAGUCGUGAAUAAUUCUGAAAAUGUUAUGGCUGUUGCCUUUGCCUGUUAUGCUUUAGGAAUUCCAGUCUGUCCAUUGUCUCCGAUUAUGACUUCUCUUGAUAUUUGCAACAUUUAUGAAGUCGUCAAGCCAAAACUGAUUUUUUGUGACGAGUGCAAUCUGAAAGUUGUUCAGGAAGCUGUAAAUGCGAUUAAGAGCAAUGCACGAAUCAUCACAGUCAUGGAGAAAGUUAAGGGCUAUGAAUGUGCAACGGAUAUCAUUAUGGAAGGGGAUUAUGAGGCUGUGGACAAUUUUGUUCCACCAUAUGUCAGCUCAGAUAAAAUCCUUGGCAUCAUCUGCUCAUCAGGAUCAACAGGAACGCCAAAAAGAAUCAUCAAAACCCACCGCGACAUGAUCAAUCAAUUCUUUUCUGGUUGGAAGUUACCACGCUACAGACCAGCUGUAUUUUUCACAUAUUCACCACUCUUUUGGAUUUCUGGAUUCAACGGGACAAUCUUUGCUGUCCUCAACUAUGCAACAAAUGUCAUAACGACUGAACUCUUAGUUCCAGCAGCUGAAUUUGUCGACAUAAUCCAGAGAUAUCGAGUCACGUACUUGACAACUCUUCCAUUCACAAUGUCCAAUAUAAUUGAGCUUAAGAAUUUAAAGCCAUUUGAGACUGUUGAAUGCUGGAUGAUAAGCGGUUUUGCAGCAACAAAAGCUCUUUGUGAGAAGUUUGCUCCUUUAUUGCCGAAUGGUGAAAUUUGGAUUACGUAUGGACUGUCAGAGACGAGUAUCGUGUCAUGCAAUAAUACCUGUGAUUACUCUCAUAUUGGAUUUUUAAAUCAAAAUUGUGUUGUCAAGUUGAUUGAUGUUAAUGGAAACAAUGUCGGUCCGAAUGAGCAAGGGGAAAUUUUAAUUAAGGCAGAGCCAAAAUUCUCUGGCUAUCAUUUGGAUCCAAAAAAGACAGAAGAAGCUGUUCCAGAUGGCUGGUUCCAUACAGGAGAUAUUGCAUUUUUUGAUGACAAAUGUCGAUUGCAUUAUGUAGACCGAAAAGUAGAAAUUAUGAAUUAUGAAGGAUACUACAUAAUCCCACAUGAAAUGGAGUCACUCAUUAAUGAAGUCGAUGGGGUGGUUAGCAGUUCUGUUGUGGGAUAUUUGGAGAAAAAUUCAAUCAAUUACAUUGUUCAUGCAUUCGUUGUGCCUGAUGAGACGAAGGACAUCAGAGAGAAUCAGAUUACGGACCACGUUCAUGCUAAAGUCAUUGAGCAACGUCAACUUCGUGGUGGCGUUCACUUUGUGAAAUCAUUUCCGCUUGGUAGAACUGGAAAAGUAGAUAAGAUAAAAUUGCGAGAAAUGGCAAUGAAGCUUUCAGCAUGAAACAAAAUCUGUUGAAUAAAAUAAAAAUAAGGAAAAUUCUUUUAAAGUCAAACUUCCUUUCAGAUUUAUAAAGCUGAAAAUAAAUAAUUUAAAUUGGAAUCAAAGAAUUUUCGCACGCCGAGUAAUCCUAUUUGCUGGAAUUAGAGAGAGUCAGAAUAAGUAGGAAUGGCA